This is a messenger RNA of Bicyclus anynana (squinting bush brown), 1659 nucleotides long. RefSeq names its product hexosaminidase D. Gene Ontology annotation, biological process: carbohydrate metabolic process. The record is from RefSeq and is a predicted model, not a curated record. Gene Ontology annotation, molecular function: hexosaminidase activity. Lineage: Eukaryota; Metazoa; Arthropoda; Insecta; Lepidoptera; Nymphalidae. The transcript is spliced from 11 exons. Bases 225 to 1610 code for a protein of 461 amino acids.
CUGUGGCUUUUUCUCUCAAGACCACGACGUCAUCUGUGGUCUGUGGUAAAUUUAAUUUGUCGUCUGUGGGUGUGGUUAUUGUUUUUAAAUAAAACAGAAAAUUGUGAAUUUAAUUGAUUUUUUCCAGUGAAAAUACUUUGUAGGAUUAUUUAGUUUGAGGAUCUAGGAAGUUAAUUUAAGUCACCUAAUACCUAUAAUAAACAUUGUGCCGCCUGCAAAUUGCAAUGCAUAAGAUAGUCCAUUUGGAUUUAAAAGGUGCACCUUUAAAGUUGCCAUUUUUGGAGAAGGUCCUAUUUAAUAUAAAGAAAUGGGGUGCUACGGGAAUAUUAGUGGAGUGGGAGGACUCUUUCCCUUACAAAGGGGAGAUAUCAUGUAUUGGCAGCAUUGCUGAUGCCAGUGGUGAUGGGAUGUACACAGUAGAUGAAGUGAAGCAAAUAUUGAGAUGUGCAAAGGAAAAUGAACUGGAAGUGAUACAGUUAGUACAGACCAUAGGGCACAUGGAGUUUGUCCUCAAACACCCGCUGUACAGACGGUACCAGGAGAAGCCCCGCUCCCCAGCGGUGCUGUGCCCCUCCCAGCAGCAGGGCCAGGAGCUGGUGCGAGCCAUGGUGCUGCAGGCGCUGGAUAUGCAGCCUGAUGCCAAGUACUUCCAUAUUGGGGCUGAUGAAGUUUGGCAUAGUGGAGUGUGUGUGAAAUGCCAGUUGAAGGCCGCAUCCAGCAUCUACGGCAAGCUGAGUCUCUACUUGGAGCACGUCCGAGACCUGGCGCAGUUCAUAAAGCAGCAGCGGCCCGAGCUGACCAUCCUCAUGUGGGACGAUAUACUGCGGACUAUCUAUCCUGAGAUAUUGCAGUAUUACAACCUAACGGAUCUGGUGCAGCCAGUAGUAUGGGACUACAACACCAAGGAGAACUUCCUGCUCAACCCUCAAAUGUGGGACAUCUACAGGUCGCAGUUCCCUAACGUGUGGGUUGGAAGCGCAUUCAAAGGCGCCAGUGGCAGUUGCGAGGUAUUCCCUUCCACGGAGAGAUACGUGAGCAACCAACAGGCUUGGAUAGAUGAGAUUGCAAAAGUCAAUGAAAUCAACUUUGUCGGCGUCAUACUCACUGGAUGGUCAAGAUACGAUCACUUUGCGACUCUUUGCGAGCUGCUGCCGGUGUCCAUGGGCUGUUUGAAACAUUGCCUACAGUCGUGGGACAACCGUUUGGACAGGAGCGCCUCCCAACAUGAAGUAAUCGAGAUACUGCCACCACAAGACCUGCCCGGCCGAGAGUUUGCAAACGUCAUGAGGAUCUUUCAGCUGCUGAGGGAACGGGGUGAGAAACUGAUACGGAGCGAUUUCGUGACCACGUGGUUGAACCCGUGGCAGAUAGACUGCGGCUACACCAACCCCGCGCAACUAGAGAUCAUCGUCAACGAGUCUGUACUGGUACACAGAGAGCUGACGGGUUACAAGGAGCUACUCCUGCGGCACCUGUCGGCGGUGACGGGCCCGCGCAGCACGGAGGAGUGGGUGGGCACGUACGUGUCGCCGCUGCUGAAGAGGCUGACGGACCUGCGGGACACGGCCCUCGCGCGGUACAACAUCGACGCCAGCGUCAAGCCUCUGUAGAUAUCUAUCUAUCCUUAAAUCUAUAGUUACGUGUUAGGGGGAGACCACA